CUUAGCGCGUCCAAGUUCAGACCACUUCACAUGCUGCAUGCACAUAUCGAAUGCGCGCGAGUUGGAGAGAUGAUGCUCAUGUGAUACAAAUAGGCAUAUUGGUACAUGUAUGUAGGUCACCGGCGUGUUUUCAUCGUGACUUUGAUCUUAUUGUACUUGUUUUCAAGGUGGUUCUGCAUGUAAACAAAUAUCCUUAACGGGCUUAAUCACUAGUCGUUUGCAGUUGACCUUUAGGUUUCUGGAUAACAAUGGGAUUUGACGUAAGAAGACUAGAUGUCUACAGAAAGAUCCCAAAGGACUUGACACAGCCAACAUUAACUGGAGCUGCCGUGUCAAUCUGCAGCAUUCUGUUCAUUGUGUUCUUACUACUGUCCGAGUUCACAUCGUUCAUCAAGCCAGAUGUGGUCAGCGAACUCUACGUUGACAACCCAGGAACUGUGGAACGGCUGGAUGUCCGGCUAAACAUUACCCUUCCGAGACUGUCUUGUUCAGUUCUUGGACUAGAUAUACAAGAUGACAUGGGCCGACAUGAAGUUGGUUAUGUUGACAACACCAAGAAGACGCCCAUAAACAACAUGAAGGGCUGCUUGUUUGAAACAACAUUCACUGUCAAUAAGGUUCCAGGGAAUUUUCACGUGUCGACGCAUGCUGCAGGUAUGAACCAGCCAGCCAAGCCGGAUUUUGCACACUUUAUCGACCAAGUGUCCUUUGGAGAUGAUUUAUCGAAUUCAUCUGUUGGGCGGAGAGCAGCUUUCAACCCACUUUUAAAAAAAGACAGGUUGAAUGCCAAAGCCGAGUCAUCCCAUGAUUAUUACAUCAAGAUCGUCCCGACGGUGUAUGAAGAUCUUUGGGGCAACCAGAACAUUUCUUAUCAGUAUACUUUUGCGUACAAGGAAUAUCAGAGUUUCGGCCAUGGCCACCGGGUUCUACCCGCCAUAUGGUUCCGCUACGACAUCAGCCCAAUCACGGUGAAAUAUCACGAGAAGCGGGCGCCAUUUUAUUCCUUCAUCACAACUAUAUGCGCCAUCGUCGGUGGUACCUUCACCGUUGCCGGCAUAAUCGAUUCCUUAAUAUUCACGGCAGCGGAGGUCUUCCGGAAAGCUGAACUGGGCAAGCUUCACUGACCUGCUGCAGGUGUGCUUCUCAUUCCGUGGAUAGCCACUCUCAAGGCCUCUUGGGAUCAUUUGCAACCUCUCUCAAUCUUACCCAGCCAAUUGUCAAAAAACCCUUCCUUGCAGUAGAGAGUGGACUGACACAAAUUGCCUAAUGAAAAUGCUGUCUGGCAUGUUUUUAUUUGGGGGAAAAGGAGAAAAAAAGCUGGUCGAAUGUUGUUGUUGCUGACUCAACAGUCCUGGACAACAGCUGCAGAUUCAGUCUUGGAUGACCCCAGUGAUUGGCAAAAUGGCACCGAUCCCGGUUUCAAGAGCCUGUACAGACAGUAGUUUUUGGAUCUGGGACCAAAUUUGUGACCAAGUUUUAUCUUGCGAUCAAAACAAAUCAAAGGGGAUUGCAUACGAAGAACACACGCAUGAAUAUUUACUUUUUAUCCCCGAUAAGCGUCAUUACUGCUAAGCCAAAACUUGAACAGGGUAGUUUUGGACUUCUCCCUUUGCUUAAGAAAUUGGGUUCUGUCGGUUCUGAAAUCUUUUAACACUCAAUGCAUAUGAUCCUGACGAGCUUCCAUCAACAGCUGAAACAGUGUAUGGAAUGUUGUCAGACAAGCAUUCCAAGAGAUAAUGGACAGAUUAGCUGGCCUGUACAAAUCCCCUCUGUUUUCUCUACCCUUCUGUAACUUGACUCAGGUUUAGAGGUUUCUUUUCUGUACUGUAAUGACCUAUUGUUUUGCCUUAAGAAUUCUGUAAGAUGCACCGUUUUGGGGGAUCGUAUUCCAAUGCCUUUCAGAUUAACUCCAGACCCUCAUCACAUCAAACCAAGUGACAAAAAAUUCAUCAAAUCACUAAAUAUCAAAUUGUUCAAACAAAUCACCAGUCGCCAAAGUCUUAAGCUCCAACCCCCUCCAAUUCUUCAACCCACCAGUUUGUGAGAUUUUACAGGAUUGAGGAAAGUUGAACCUCGGUCAGUUACCUUACAUGGGACUGCAAGCCCUUCGAAAGUUCAAGCAGAAGUUCAAGGAUCCACUCCAUUAUUUUUUUUCCUAGACUCACUUUUUAUCCAUAUUUGUACUCUCCUUCAAUGUAUGAAAAUGGUUGGAAAUCCUCGUGGAGUUGCAUGUAAUGAAAAGUGCACUUUUUAUACAUUCAAAAUUGCCUAAGCCUUUCUGGACUAGUGAGGGUGCUGUUUCUGUGAUGUAAAUCAGGAAAUACACUCUUCAGUUGAUGUGUUUUCCUGUUUCAGUUUUGAAUCCCAAAGUUGCUCUUUGAAAAAUUUAUGAGAAAACGUUUGCUCCCCGGCUUAUUGCGACCUAAUUCCACAGCAAUCAUUUGCCAAAGAAAUGGAAAUUGAUGACAACAUAAAAAACUUCACGUUCGCGCAAGUGUUUUGCGCACUAAUCAAUGCAACAUUGGCACCCCAGUUUUGCUAUUAAACAAUUACAGAUUAAAAUAGCAAAAUGAAAUUUGAAAUAAGGUUCAUUGAAACCUAAAGGUGCAAUUUCGAGGUUUGUAGUGAAAGCAUUGUAUUAAAUACUCCCGUUAAUACGGACAUUUCACAAUAGUGCGCCUCCAAGAGUUUGCAACGCGUUGGCCAAUCACGAUGCGGGAAAUCUGUCGACCUUGUGCGCGUUUAGAAAGGGGCGACAGAUUAUGGACACUGGUGCCACGCCAUCCUCUCCCCGUUUUUCCCCAAACGUUUACCGAUAGGUUGUGAGCCCAAAGUAACAAAUCGGGAAACGGUAUAUAAGGUGGAUGCUUGUUAGAGUAUUACAUGGCACUUUGGGUUGAAUUUCGGGAUAAGUCGUCAAUGUCUCCAUCAGCAAAGUACGAUUCUUAGUUUGUUAUUAAUGUUUUUCUUACCAACCUUUUACAUUUUGUACUUUCCUGAGACUCGCAAAUACGAGCAGCACAGGUUAUGUAAUAGUGUGCUUCGUUUCUCGCUCGCAACGUUGGACUCGCUGUAUUCAAAUGGAGUUCUGCGUCGACAACUUUUUUUCCGAGGCUUUGGAAGCCAGUGCUCUAAUUCUGAGCUGUGCAUUAGUACCUGAUCGUGCCUGAUCAUCUUCCAUGAUAUUCAACACCUUGUUUUCUGCAAGACAGUAUUAGCUACGUGUUUAUAGUCGCAAUCUGUGGUUAAAGUGGGAUUUAUUUUCGGAAAAAAGUGUCAAAAAGAGAAAAAAGGGUCACAAAAUAGCCUAUAUAUUUGUCGUACUUUAUUUCUGUAGUGUAGUUAGCCACAUUGGUAAAGAGUUUUGUAAAUUCUAAGUUAGAAAAUACAAAAAAGGUUGUCUGGGAAGUCUGA
This is a messenger RNA of Acanthaster planci (crown-of-thorns starfish), 3414 nucleotides long. RefSeq names its product endoplasmic reticulum-golgi intermediate compartment 1 (gene ergic1). The record is from RefSeq and is a predicted model, not a curated record. NCBI's taxonomy places the organism in Eukaryota, Metazoa, Echinodermata, Asteroidea, Valvatida, Acanthasteridae. Gene Ontology annotation, biological process: retrograde vesicle-mediated transport, Golgi to endoplasmic reticulum; endoplasmic reticulum to Golgi vesicle-mediated transport. Gene Ontology annotation, cellular component: Golgi membrane; endoplasmic reticulum membrane; endoplasmic reticulum.